This is a messenger RNA of Moneuplotes crassus, 5556 nucleotides long. The record is from the annotation of a GenBank genome assembly. Lineage: Eukaryota; Ciliophora; Spirotrichea; Euplotida; Euplotidae.
AUGGAAGAACAGAAAGAGCCGGAUUAUGAUCAGCAGUAUAAAGAAUCCUUCACUAAGAAGAUACCAUUCCCGAUGCUCAAAUACGAUGUUUGUAAGCUAAACCCAGCUUUUAACAACUAUGCUUACACAUUGGCAACGGCCAGCGUGCAUGAUGGCACUGAAUUCACUCUUUACACCAGUCCCCAGACCAAAAUGGAGCUUGCCCCAAUGGUCGAGAAACUUAAAGGAGAAGACGCAAUCGCUAAGGCAGAGAAGAAGCUUAAGGAGCAACAAGAGCAACAGAAGCUGAGAGAUGAAAGAAAAGAUGAAGAGGAGGACGAUAAAGCAGCAGAGGACAACCAAGAUUCUCCUGUUGAAAAUACUGAAGAAGAAAAGAAAAAGACUAACUCAAAUGAUCCAACCGAAAGAGCCAUCAUGAUUUUGAAUGAUAGAAGAGCUAAAGAAAGAGAUCAGAAGAAAAAUGAGGCUCCUAAAGAAGAAAGGAAAGAGUCUGACCUAAACCUCCAAGAUCUUGCUAUGGGGAAAGCAAAAUCUAGUAAACUUAUUGAUGAAAAUAAGGCUAAAGACAAUGCUUUAUCAAAAGAAAACGAAACUUUGAAAUUUGAAAAAGUUGAGGUUGACGAAACUUUCAAUCAGAAUUUAGUCAACUGUACAAAAGUUCUAACUUUAUGGGAAAUUGAAAUCUAUGGAUACAGAAAAAUUAAAGAAAUCUUCCUUUUUGAACAGGUUUCCAACCAAAUUUCAGUUUCUGACAAUGGAAAAUUCUUGCUUCUGUGGCUUAGCGAUAACCGGACCCAUAUGAUCUACAAUGCUGAGACAUUAGAGUUGGUUUCUAAAAAGGAACUCACAGCAAAAACAGAUGAUGGGGGAGAAGUCACUUAUUUUUAUGAUUCAAAAUUGUCGUUUGACGGUUCCUAUCUUAUAGGAGGAGAUAGCUACUCUCGAUAUAUCUUUGAUCAAAACCUAAAUUUUGUAAGGAAAGUAGAUGGAAGGAAUAUGUAUUCUAUUUGGCAAUAUAGCAAGACUCAGUUCUUAGGAUGUAAGAAUGCUGAUGAUACCUACACAAAGACAAAUUUAGUCGCAAUUGAUAUUCUUACCGAUAAGGAAGAGGUUAUUUAUAACUUUGAAUCCUAUAUCUCAAUGAUUUAUCUCAACCAGGAUAAAACAGGAUUCUGAUAUGACAAAUACCCCAAGAUUUACUACGUUGACUUGAAAAACAAGGGCAAUGAAUGAAAAGAGAUCAUUAAAGAAUAUUACUCCAUGAAUGCUAUAACUUUUAGCAAAGAUUACAUUGGGGUCUUAUAUAUGCCUAACUGGAAAAAUAUGUGGUGUGCAGUCUACAAAGACGGUAAAUUAGUAUGGAAGCAGGUAUUUCAUAAAACCUAUGUGUAUUCAUACGGCUUCAAGUUUAUGGAAGGAGAUGAGCAGGCUUUGAUUCUCUUUGAACAAGAUUGCGGCAAAAUGAUAAUAAAUACUUUCACUGAAGAGAAAGCUAAUAGUUAUGGUAUCAAAGCAAUUAGGAACAUUACAUUUCAGUAUCCUCUUAUAUUGUAUGUAUGGGGGACAAGAGAACUAUGGGUACAAGACCUAAACAAUAAAGUAUCAAUUUACUACUUUGAUGAUUCUAUCCUAGCAAUGGAAAACAUUAGCAAAGUAAUAGCUAAGCAAUCAUCAACUAUUGAUCUUGGAAUAGUUCUAGAUAAACAUUCCUAUGUUCAAACAACUAUUAUGCGAUGUAACACUGAUACGAAUUUGCUUGAAUACGAUAAGAGACAGAUUAAUAAAUCUGAAAUAGUUCCAGAAAAGAUCAAGGGAUUUUACAGGAUAACCUUACAAAACCCAGAAACAAAGAGUAUUGAGAAUGCAGUGAUGCUACACCAAAAGGACUCCUUGGCUAUACUUUCGUUGGAGAGCAAAGGCAUUAAAUAUGAAAUCAACAAGAAGGUCAAAAAGACGAAUGUUAUAUUUAUGCAAAAGACUAAUGUAAUUAUUUUCUGGGACGAUAAAGGAGAUAAACUAGAACUGAUGAGAAUCCCAUAUGACCCCACAAGUGCUAAAAGUAUCAUUAAAGUUUAUGAAGCUGAUGAAGACAUUCGAUAUUGCAAGCAAACUAUGAUUAACGGAGUUGAAUAUCUAGCAAUUGUAGAUGAACCAAAAUAUGUCAAGAUUCUUAAAGUUGAAGAGUCAGGAUCCCAAAAAUUCAGUAAAGUCAGUAUAUACAAGGAAUAUUUUGUUGAUACAUAUUUCUCCAGUAGCAGCGAUGUUAACUCAAUUAAAGGCUAUGGAUUCUGUAAUGAGAUGAUGUACAGUAGUAAUGGAGUAAAUAUACUCCAAGAAAGAGGAAAAGAAAAGGAAGGGAGAUUUUAUUCCCUAUAUUAUUCAGGAUAUUCACUCGAAUAUGGGAACACCAAAUUUCCUCUGUGCUCUGAAGAUUUUAUUUUAUUUGCUUUAAAUUCAGAAUAUGAUUCCACUUAUACUUAUCAAAAGCAGUAUCUCAUGCUCGCUCCUCCAAUGAAUUCAUACAGGAUUAAGCAAAGAGAGGAUAAUACAGAUACCAAUACUGAAUUCUUCUGUCACUUUGAUGAUAAAUACAUUAUUAGCUCCAAUUAUGCUUCAAAGUACGAAACAUAUCAUGAAAUGGAGAGUUAUGAUGUAACCAUAAUCCUUAAAGUGUAUUUGCUCAAUGGUGAAGUCAUCCAAACAAUCAAGUUGCCUCAAUUCAAGAAAACUUAUCGCCCUUAUUUCUCUCAGAGCGGAGAAUAUUUUGUUAUACCAAUAGAGACAAUUGAUGAACAAACUGAAGAGCAAAAGAAAGAACUAGUGACUUUUAGGAUCAACAAAACUGAUGAUUAUAAAAAGAGCAUGCUAUCAGAAGAGCUUAGGCGCCAGGAGAGCCUCAAAAGUAAAGCCAUCAUCAAUGUCGAACCUAUCAAUAGAUAUAGAGUGUUUAACCACAACAGAGAUAAUUUAAUAAAAGACGACAUGUGGACUCUCGAGCAGCCAUUAUUUAUUGACAACAAAGGAAAUGUGGUCUAUCUUCAUGUUGAAGAGAAAAUCUUCCAAAUAAAUGGCAUCAAUCAUUGGGAUGACUUUCAAAGAAGACUUAACGAUAAAGGCCUAACCACAGACGAUUUUGAUAUUUACAAAUUUGGUGCAUGAACUGCUAUUAUAAAGCAGGAAGAAGAUAUUUUAGCUCUUAAAUUUGAUGAGCGAGGCAUCAAAUCAGCGAAACUUCUAAAACAUAAAGCUCUUGAUAUCCCUGACCAAUGAGAUUUAGAUAACCUGAUUGUUUCUAAAAACCCAAGAUACUUAAUUAUAUUGUAUGAUCUAGGAGGAGCAAAGACUGUAAUCGUUUGGGACAUUGAGAGAAAUAUUGAGCAUACCAACUUCUUAGGAAGAAAAGACGAUCAGUUUUUGGAUUACAUUUCUGGAAAGAAUUCGAUCCUCGGAUUCCUCUGAUUUGAUCAAUACAUUGUGGAUCUUGAUUUAGGUGUUCCAAUACCUUUCAUGUCUAAAAAUAAGAUAACAGAGGACAGAUUAUGGGGACAAGGAAUGAGAAUUAACUCUAGCGAAGAUGUAAUGCUUGGAAACGGAAUGAUGAUUACUCCCCUAUGCUACAAAGAUAUUUAUUAUUAUAAAAACAAGUCUCUUGAUAAUCUAGAUGUUCAAAAAGUGAUGUACUAUAUGAACAAGAAAUCAGUAGCAUUUGAUUACAUUGACAAUUAUGAUAACCUGAAAAAUGUGCUGAAUAUUUUUGAGAAUAAUCCUCUUUACUAUAUAAUGCUUGUUCUUGAGAAUAACGAAGGAAAAUCUCCACUCCAACUAGCUAUUGAAAAUAAUUCUGCAAGAAUUAUAGAAUUAAUGUUGAACUGUCUGUUAAAGCUUGGCCACUUUUCUUUAUCCAGGAAAAUCUUCAUAAAUUUCACGAAUCUGUUUAAAAUGAACUUAAGAUCUUUUGAAAAGUAUCUUAACUCAUGCUACUUUGUAACUGAGCAGAUGAAAUCGAUUAAUAAAUUAGAGUUAAAAGGAGAUGAUGAGACAAUCAGAGAUCACUAUCCUUGUUCUAUUCUCGAUAAAGAAUUUUACAAGAAAUAUAAUGUCCCUGACAAGGAUGGUAAGAUUAUGGGCAAAGAGAAUGAAGAUAAAGAAAUUAAGAAGAACCAGGUUGCUCCCUCCUAUGAUAAACCCUCAAGCUACAUCCAAGGAGAUAUUUCUCAGAGCAAUGAUAUGCUUGGAGAUGAUGACAAUGAUGAUAAGGUUAAUGUUUUUGAUGAAGAAGAAAACACUUUAAAAAGAGUUUCUAUUAAAGGAAUUGAAUUCGAUUGGAUUUUCCAAGGAGAUAAUUGCCACCAGUUCCUAAAAGAUCUCAGUGGAUCUCAAAAUAUUAACUUGUUCGGGCAAGACAUCAUCAGAGAUAUUAUUCUUUUCCAAUGGAAGUAUUUCAAGGAAGUGAUUAUACUGAAGCUUUUUAUACCUUACAUCAUCUACUUUGUCCUCUUCUGUCUCUACACUACUUGGUUACUUGAAAAGCAGCAUCUAGAAUCUGACGAUUCAGGAUCUUACCACUUAACAAGUUAUGCAUUUGGAGCGAUCAUUCUUCUGUUUAAUAUCUUUUGGGCAUAUGUUGAAAUCAGACAAAUCUUGUUCCAUGGACUAGACUACAUAACUUCGUUCUGGAACAUGCUUGAUCUCUUCUCUGUCAUAAUGAAUACUACAGUUGUAAUAAUGGACUUUGCAGACGCUAGUUUCGAAGAUACAAACAGAGUAGCAGCAAUAUCAGUCCUUGUGCUUUACUUUAAACUGUUUUAUUUCCUCAGAAUCUUCUUUGCUACAGCUUAUUUAGUGAGAAUGAUCAUCGAAAUUAUGAUAGACAUGAAGUUUUUCGUUGGUGUUCUCAUGAUAGCUACUAUCGCUUUCGCUAAUGCUUUCUAUAUCUUAGGUAGAAACUCUGAAGAGGAUAACCUAGCAGGAGAUAACUUCAUUGAUGCCUUUAUAUUCUCAUACAAGAUGGGGCUUGGUGACUUUAUAACAGAUGACUUUGGGACAAGAGAUGAAGAAUUCCUCUGGAUCUUCUUCUUAUUGGAUACUCUUAUUAUUCUUAUUGUCCUAUUGAAUUUGGUCAUUGCUAUUAUGGGAGACACAUUUGAUAGAGUCCAGGAAACACAAGAAAACUCAAUGCUUCAAGAACUGUCAAACAUGAUUAGAGAGAAUGAGUUCUUAUUCUCAAGAUCUAGAGCUUUUAGAAAGGCUAAAUAUAUUGUUGUAAUUGAGCCUGAGAAGGCAGAAGGAGGAGGAAAUGUUAGUUGGGAAGGUAAACUUAACCAAUUGAAAACAUUUAUUGAAGAAUCCUCUGAGAAGCAUAUAAGUCAUCUCAAGAAACUUCAAGAUGAGGUUGAAACUAUUGCUACAAUGGUUUUAGAUGAUAAAAUGAAGCCUACAGAGGAUAGAAUCAAUCAUAAACUCUCGGCAUGUGAUACUAAGAUAGACACUAUCAGGAAAGGAAUUGAAAAGCUUUAUGAAAGGAUAGACGAAUUAGAGAAUGAGAAAAAGAGCUAA